Molecule: messenger RNA, 2094 nt
Organism: Myotis lucifugus (little brown bat)
Lineage: Eukaryota; Metazoa; Chordata; Mammalia; Chiroptera; Vespertilionidae
Product: zinc finger protein 345-like
Biological process (GO): regulation of DNA-templated transcription
Cellular component (GO): nucleus
Source: RefSeq, a predicted model, not a curated record
AUGGCGGCGCCCCCAAUGAGGAGACGGGCUGAGGUUGGGGUCACCUUUGAGGACAUUGCCCUGUACUUCUCCAGGGAGGAAUGGAGCCUCCUUGAUGAGGGUCAGAGACAGCUGUACCUGAACGUGAUGUUGGAGAACUUUCAACUUCUGUCCUCCCUGGGUUGCUGUUGUGGAGCAGAGAAUGUGGAGGUACCGACGGAACAGAAGAUUUCUGUAGGAAUGUCACAAGCAGGGAAUCCCAAGGUAGCCUUGUCUUCCCAGAAGAACCACCCCUGUGAGAGUUGUGGAAUAGUCUUGGGUAAUAUUUUCCAUGUGAUAGAGUUGCAGGGAACACAACACAGACAGAUACUGUUGAGGUGUGGGGCAUGUGCAAGAUGGUUUUGCUUCAGUGUAAAAUUUCACCAGCAGCAUGUGAGAGAGAAGACUUUCAUUAGAGGUGUGGACAGGAUCUCACUUGCAAACAGCUGCAAUUUCAAUGUGUUCCAGAAUCCUUUCAGUUGCGGGGAGGUUGGGCAGGGUGUCCUUACCGAAUCAGGACAUCUCCACCGAAAUGUUCCUCAGUCCAAAAACAGUCCAAGGAGCACUGGUCUCCAAUAUCAUCAGGGAGUUCACAUAGGAGAAAAGCCUUAUCAAUGCAGUGAAUUGAAUGUGGAAAGUCUUACCAGUCACUCUGGUCUCCAACAUCAUCACAGAGUUCACACAGGAGAAAAGCCUUUUCAAUGCAGUGAAUGUGGAAAAUCUUUUACCUGCAACAGUAAUCUUCGUCGUCAUCACAUAGUUCAUACAGGAGAAAAGCCUCAUAAAUGCAGUGAAUGUGGAAAGUCUUUUUCCCGUCGCCUUGGUCUCCAAUAUCAUCAGAGAGUUCAUACAGGAGAAAAACCUUAUAAAUGCAGUGAAUGUGGAAAGUCUUUUUCCCGUUGCUCUGGACUCCAAUAUCAUCAGAGAGUUCACACAGGAGAAACUUUUCAAUGCAGUGAAUGUGGGAAAUCUUUUACCGGGAACAGUGAUCUUCGCCGUCAUCAGAGAGUUCAUACAGGAGGAAAGCCUUAUAAAUGCAGUGAAUGUGGAAAGUCUUUUUCCAGUCGCCCUGGUUGCUGUUGUGGAGCAGAGAAUGUGGAGGUACCGACGGAACAGAAGGUUUCUGUAGGAAUGUCACAAGCAAGGAAUCCCAAGACCAAAAACAGUCCAAGGAGCACUGGUCUCCAAUAUCAUCAGGGAGUUCACACAGGAGAAAAGCCUUUUCAAUGCAGUGAAUGUGGAAAGUCUUUUACCAGUCACUCUGGUCUCCAAAAUCAUCACAGAGUUCACACAGGAGAAAAACCUUUUCACUGCAGUGAAUGUGGAAAAUCUUUUACCUGGAACAGUUAUCUUCGUCGUCAUCAGAUAAGAGUUCACACAGGAGAAAAGCCUUUUCACUGCAGUGAAUGUGGAAAAUCUUUUACCAGGAACAGUGAUCUUCGUCGUCAUCAGAGAGUUCAUGCAGGAGAAAAGCCUCAUAAAUGCAGUGAAUGUGGAAAGUGUUUUGCCAGUCAGUCUGGUCUCCAAUAUCAUCAGAGAGUUCACCCAGUAGAAAAGCCUUUUCAAUGCAGUGAAUGUGGAAAAUCUUUUACCAGGAACAGUGAUCUUCGUCGUCAUCAGAGAGUUCAUGCAGGAGAAAAGCCUCAUAAAUGCAGUGAAUGUGGAAAGUGUUUUGCCAGUCAGUCUGGUCUCCAAUAUCAUCAGAGAGUUCACACAGGAGAAAAGCCUUUUCAAUGCAGUGAAUGUGGGAAAUCUUUUACGGGGAACAGUGAUCUUCGCCGUCAUCAGAGAGUUCAUACAGGAGAAAAGCCUUAUAAAUGCAGUGAAUGUGGGAAAUCUUUUUCCCGUCGCCCUCGUCUCCAAUAUCAUCAGAGAGUUCAUACAGGAGAAAAACCUUAUACAUGCAGUGAAUGUGGAAAGUCUUUUUCCCGUUGCUCUCAACUCCAAUAUCAUCAGAGAGUUCACACAGGAGAAAAGCCUUUUCAAUGCAGUGAAUGUGGGAAAUCUUUUAAAAGUAGGAAAGGUCUUCAAUAUCACAGAGCUCACACUGGAGAAAGCCAUUAUGAGUGCAAUUAA